This is a messenger RNA of Manis javanica (Malayan pangolin), 2227 nucleotides long. RefSeq names its product ring finger protein 32 (gene RNF32). NCBI's taxonomy places the organism in Eukaryota, Metazoa, Chordata, Mammalia, Pholidota, Manidae. The record is from RefSeq and is a predicted model, not a curated record. Gene Ontology annotation, molecular function: protein binding.
GUGGCCCCACGGCAGCCAGCUGUGCUGUGGCCUCCGCGCGGAAGGAGACUCCCGUCCCCGGCUCUCCGAGCACCCCUCAGGGCGCGCGCCGCUACCCUGCGGCAUGAGUGUGCGCGCGACGGGGCGGUAGCGCGCGCGCGGGGCAGCGAGAGCGCCGCCUGGAGGCUGAGACGUCGGUACUGCGCGCAGGGCAGAGCCGAGGAGCAUGCGCGAUGCAGGAGUGCCUGGGGCGUCAGUAUUGUGCGCGGGGAGAGGCAGGCGAGCAUGCGCGCGUGGGAGAGCAGCAGACUGCGACCCUAACGUGGUGCCGUGCGCUGGCGUCGCUGGGCCGUUGAGCAUGCGCGGUCGGGCGCAACUGCCGCGGACGCAGUUGCUAGGCAGCGGCAAGAGGCGCGGAGACCCGGGCGCAGGUCUCGUAGAAGAAUUAAAGGAAUGUGAUAUGAUAACACAAUCUGAUAAAGCCAGGCGGCGAUGUUCGACGUUUCCUGAUUCAGCAUGUUAAAAAAUAAGGGUCAUUCAACUAAACAAGAUAAUCUAGCAGUCACUGCAGUUGCUUUACAAGAUCACAUUUUACAUGAUCUUCAACUUCGAAAUCUUCCCAUAGCAGAUCAUUCUAAGACAAAGGCACCAAAGAGAAAGAACAGACCCACACCCCUAAGAAAUACAGAAGCAGUAACAGACACUGGGCUUAAGAGAACUACACACGGCCCUACAGUGGGAGACCCGGAAAAAGAAUACGUUCUUGAUCCAGAACCACCACCAUUGACUUUAGCACAGAAGCUGGGCCUCUUUGAACCGCCCCCACUACCACUGUCAUCAGAUGAAUGGGAAAAGGUGAAACAGAGGUCCCUCCAGCAAGGGGAUUCCGCGCAGCCGUGCCCAAUAUGCAAAGAAGAAUCUGAACUUCGCUCCCAGGUGCUGCUCUCCUGCUCCCACGUGUUCCACAGGGCAUGCCUUCAGGCUUUUGAGAAGUUCACAGAUAAAAAAACCUGUCCUCUCUGUAGAAAAUACCAGUAUCAAACCAGGGUGAUUCACGAUGGGGCCCGGCUAUUCAAAAUGAAGUGUGCAACAAGGGUCCAGGCCUGCUGGAGGGGACACGUGGUGAGGAAGUGGUACCGAGACCUGAGGAGAGCCGUGCCUCCCGCAGAGGCCAAGCUGAGGGGGAAGUUCUUUGAAGAAAAGUUCUCAGAAAUCAGUCACCGAAUGCUGUGCUCAUACAACACGGACAUCGAAGAGCUUUUUGCAGAGAUCGACCACUGCUUGGCCACAAACCGAAGAAUUCUUCAGCAGCUGGAGGAGAAGUGUGGCCAUGAGCUCACAGAAGAGGAAUGGGGGAAGAUCCAGAGCCAGGCUCUGCUCCGGGAGACCCACGAAUGCUCCAUCUGCCUCACGCCACUCUCAGGGGGCAGUGAUGGUCAACGAGCCCCCUCAGGGUCGGGCUUCAGCCAGCCUUCCCGGAAGACAGUCCUCCUGUCCUGCUCACACACGUUUCACCACAUGUGUCUGCUGGCCCUGGAGGAGUUCUCCCCGGGGGACAGCUCUCCUUUCCACACGUGUCCUCUCUGCCGCUCUCGCUACCAAAAGAAAAUUCUUGAAAAUCAUUUGGGGACGGGUAGUUUACCCUAAGUUUGGAUGAAAUGUGGGCAUUUGGGUUAAGUACUACAGAGCAAUCUGUUCUCCAGUGAAGCACACUCUUAGUUACACAUGGGGACCUAACUCUUCUAAAAGCUGACAACCUAUCCAGUUUCAGUCACUGUAAAAAAAAAUUUCAAAUUCCUGAGUGGAUACAAACUCGAGUUUCAGAGCUUCUGUAAUUUACUGACUUGCUGUGCUUCCGGUUCAUCAGUGGGGAUUGCUCACAACAGUAAAAGUGCUCUUUUCUUUGAUGGUAAUCUGAUCAGCUGGCCUAUUUCCAGGCAGUUCGGAUUGGCACGACGUGGGCUGCCAGGAUGGUCACAGCACCCCACCUUCCCAGGCACACAGUUACCCACAUAAAGCUAGCAUCUGACAAACAAGCUGGUAGCCUGACAACACCCUUUAAGUGUCUUAACGCUACUUCAUUCCUAAUACUUGUUUUGUAGUAACUGCUUUAUUUCUAUGUGAUAAACUACUGUUAUAGUUCAGCAUUUUGAAUAUGUAAGUCCAAAAUAGAAAAAUAAAAUAUGUAGUGGUACCCAACAUCAGAGACUAGUAAAUCACAUCUUACUGACUUGGAGCCACACAUACU